ACAAUAAACAUAUCGGCUUGGCGGUUAAUGUUAAAACGUCAUAUUUAGAAAACAACGAAAAAAAGAGGGGCGGAAAGUGGGAGCCCACAAGUUGACCCACAACGCUCGUGAGUUUGACUGAUCCGCUCAAUGCGCUUUGCUUUGCUUAGCUUAGUUUUGGUUUCUUUGUAAAUCCAUCCCCGUUCAUUCUGUAAACUCAACCAUCCCUUGGAUGAUGCUCAUCCUCACCGUCCAUCUUUCUCCCUUUACUGCUCCAUUCUCUGAUUUCAAAAUGCACCCUUCGCCAAUCCCUAUUUUUUUCUCUUAGUUUUUGUUUUUUUCUUUUAACCAAACUCCCUCUCUAUUAUGUCUGAUUUGGUCGCCCGUACUGGUCGCCAUCAGCAACGUUACGACCAGGGGUGUCGUCUUAUCGCCGGGUGUAUCCCAUUUAGGUAUAGAAAUGCUGAGUGUGGCAAUGAUGAUUCCGAGGAAAUUGUUGAGGUGCUUAUGAUUAACUCAGCUAGUGGACCCGGUCUCUUGUUUCCAAAGGGAGGCUGGGAGAAUGAUGAAACAGUUCAGGAGGCUGCAGAAAGGGAAGCUGUUGAAGAAGCUGGAGUUCGAGGGCGACUAAUGGAAUUUCUUGGGCAUUAUCACUUUCGGAGUAAAACACAAGAAGAUGAAUUUUGCCCAGAAGGUUUAUGUAAAGCUGCAAUGUUUGCUUUGCUGGUGACAGAGGAGCUCAAGUCAUGGCCAGAGCAAAGCACACGGACAAGAAGUUGGCUUACUAUACCUGUAGCCAUUGAGAAUUGCCGGCAUCCAUGGAUGAGAGAAGCUCUCGAGGAUGGGUUCUGCAAGUGGCAUGCGAACAAGAUGAACGAUGCAAAUGGAUGAUGUUGAUAAGAUGGGAAGUGUAAAGGGAUAUCAUCAUGAUCAAAAUUAAUUUGUGAAGUGUGCACAGUAGGUGCAUUAUCACUAGCAUUUAUCUAAACUUUUAGGCAGUCUUCUUUCUUUAAUUGAUUGGUCAUCGGUGACAUAAGAGUUGCAAUGACAUUGUUGUUCAGGAUGAUAAGGUUUCUGUUUUUUGGUUUUUUUUAUUUUUGGUAUGUCUUGGGAUCAUCCUCUUGUUACUAAAAUCUCAGAGGAAAUAACUUAAGAGGGCUAUUUUCAAUUUUUAUCAUAUUUAUUUCUAGCCUUCUAAGUGCUAAGUAAUGUAUAAUUUUCUUACAAAUUUGGCCCAUUUAUGUGCCUCAUUUUCCAUUAUUAACCAUUGAAGAAGUGAAAAUAGGAAUAAAAGGAAAUUUGAUAUAUCA
Molecule: messenger RNA, 1289 nt
Organism: Mangifera indica (mango)
Lineage: Eukaryota; Viridiplantae; Streptophyta; Magnoliopsida; Sapindales; Anacardiaceae
Product: nudix hydrolase 16, mitochondrial-like
Exons: 4
Coding region: 346-870 (174 amino acids)
Cellular component (GO): cytoplasm; nucleus
Molecular function (GO): hydrolase activity
Source: RefSeq, a predicted model, not a curated record